CACUGUUUGUGUGGAACAUUGUGCUUCAUAAGUGUAUAAAGUUGUGUCAUUCUUUUGCGUCAUAAGUGACGCUAUGUUAGUAAAACUUCUGAUAUUCGGGCUAAUAGGUGUAGCCUAUGCUCGGCCCAACUUCGAAUGCCCUUCAUCAGGCCGCUUCCUGGUGCCGCAUGAGACUGACUGCGACAAAUUCUACUUCUGCAAUGAUGGAAUAAGAAGCAAUGACGUGAGAAGCUGCGGCGGUUCUCUUCGCUUCUCUUACGAAAAACAAGUGUGCGAAUUUCCUGAAAACGUAAAGUGUGUCAACAGCAACACUCAAGUUGUAUUCACCAACGUCGUCCGGACCAGUAAUGGUGAACUCUUGGAGAACGGCUGUCCUGCUGACUUCGAAGUUCAUCUCCUCCUGCCCCAUGAGACCGACUGCGACAAGUUUUACCAUUGCGACUUCGGAGAGAGAGUUUUGACACUCUGCGCGCCCGGAACACACUUUAGCAAUUUACUGCAGGUGUGUGUUUUACCUGCUCAAUCUGAGUGUGUGCCUGGAGGUGGAGAGUCUACUGUAGCUCCUACUACUGCAGCCCCAGUAUCCACUACAACUGUUGCCAGUACCGCCGCCCCUACAACCACUACAACUGCUGCAAGUACUGCAGCAUCUACAACCACCACGACUGCUGCAAGUACCACAUCAUCCACAACCACUACCACAACAAGCGGAACUCUACCAAAUGGAUGUCCGGAAGACUUCAACGUUCAAUGGUUCCUGCCUCACGAAUGUCAGUGCCAAUUGUUCUACGAAUGCAUAAAUGGUGACAAGUUUAGAAGAACCUGUGAAGAUGGAUACCACUUUAAUGCCGUUACACAGAAAUGCGAAGAUCCAGCCACAGCAGGCUGUGAGGCCGAUCCUGAGUGUGAUGGAAGCUCCUCUUCUACUACCAGUACCGAAGCUCCUACAACCACUACAACUGCAGCUAGCACCGCAGCUCCAACUACCACAACCACGGCUGCAAGUACUGCAGCUCCAACUACAACCACGACCGCAACUUCUACCACAUCCAGCGGAACUCUGCCAAAUGGAUGUCCGGAAGACUUCGACGUAAAAUGGUUCCUGCCUCACGAAUGUCAGUGCCAAUUGUACUACGAAUGCAUAAAUGGUGACAAGUUUAGAAGAAGCUGCGAAGAUGGAUACCACUUCAAUGAAGUAACACAGCUCUGUGAAGAUCCUGUGAGUGCUGGCUGUGACCCCAGUCCCGAAUGUACCUUAUCUACCACUCCCAGUACCGAAGCACCAACAAGUACUACAACUGUUGCAAGUACCGAAGCACCUACAACUACCACUACUGUUGCCAGUACUGAAGCCUCAACAAGUACCACUACUGUCGCAAGUACCGAAGGAUCAACAAGUACCACUACUGUCGCAAGUACCGAAGGAUCAACAAGCACCACUACUGUUGCAAGUACCGAAGGACCAACAAGCACCACUACUGUUGCAAGUACCGAAGGGUCAACAAGCACCACCACUGUUUCGAGCACACAAGCUGCUACCUCAACCACAGCUGCUAUUACUGAAGCUCCAACCACCACCCCUUCUACUACAACUACUGAAAUAAUUCGAUUGCCGAACGGAUGCCCAGAGGACAUCCAUAUUCACUGGCUACUACCUCACGAGUAUAACUGUUCACUUUUCUACUACUGCGUGCGAGGCGAACUGGUUCUAAGAGAAUGCGCUCCAGGAACACAUUUCAACCCAAUAAUACAGGUCUGUGAUUGGCCUGAGAAUGUUGGUUGUGAACCAGGUACUCCAGUAUCCACCGUGUCUACUACAGAGGGCAAUAGCGAUGGUUCUACUUCAACCACUCCUUCUACCACCACUACCGAAAUAGUUCGAUUACCAAACGGAUGCCCAGAGGACAUGCAUAUUCACUGGCUACUCCCUCACGAGUAUAACUGUUCAUUGUUCUACUACUGCGUGAGAGGCGAAUUGGUUCUAAGCGAAUGCGCUCCAGGAACGCAUUUCAACCCAACGUUACAGGUCUGCGAUCAUAUUUGGGCAGCUGGUUGUGAACCCGGAGAGCCUGCCUCUACAACAGAUUCUGGCACAACCGGGUCUUCUACUACCGAAAGUUCAACUACCACAACAAGUACAACCACAACAACUGCAGCUCCUACCACAACUUCGACAUCAACAACAACUACUACAGCAGCCCCUACUACCACAACAACAACAACUGUAGCUCCAACUACUACAACAUCAACAACUGCAGCUCCUAGCACUACCGAAUCUACUACCACCACCACAACUACAACAACAACUCCAGCACCAACCACCACCACUUCAACCACUACUACAACUACCGCAGCCCCGACCACCAGUACAAGUACUACCACUGCUGCUCCUAUUAAACUACCGAACGGAUGUCCUGAAGAUUUUGACAUUCCGUGGUUCUUACCCCACGAAUGCGACUGUGGAAUGUACUACGAAUGUAUCAACGGUGAUAUAGCGAAGAGGUACUGCGAACCCGGAUUGCACUUCAACUCGACUUCACAAGUCUGUGAAGCUCCAGAAAGCGCUGGUUGUACUCUUACUCAAGGAGGCGGAAGUGGUAUCACUGCAGAUAUCGAAUGCUGCCACGACCGACUACCAAAUGGAUGUCCAAUUGACAUCCACGUUCACUGGCUACUGCCUCAUGAAUACAACUGUUCAUUGUUUUACUACUGCGUGCGAGGUGAUCUGGUUUUAAGAGACUGCGCUCCAGGAACACAUUUCAACCCAAUAUUACAGGUCUGCGAUCAUAUUUGGGCUGUUGGUUGUGUGUCUGGCGAUCCUGGCGCAAGUACCGAAAGUCCAACCGCUAACUCAACUACAACCACAUUAUCUCCAACCACAACUACAACUACUGCAGCUCCAACCACCACAUCAACUACGACCACUGCAGCUCCCACGACAACAACUUCAACCACAACAACUUUAGCCCCAACGACCACCACAACUACAACUACCGCAGCCCCAACCACAACUCCAAGUACAACAACCACUCCAGUUCCUACUCUGCCUAAUGGAUGUCCAGAAGAUUUUGAUAAACAGUGGUUCUUGCCUCACGAAUGUGAUUGUGGACUAUACUAUGAAUGUAUCAGAGGUGACACGGCUAAGAGAUACUGUGAAUCUGGCCUUCACUUCAGUCCAACAUCGCAGAGAUGCGAAGAUCCCGCAACUGCUGGCUGUGAUCCCAACUUUGUGAACUCCACCCAAGAAAUAUCACAAUGCCCUGAUGAUCAUAACAAAGUGUGGCGCUUGCCUCACGAAUGUGAUUGUGAACUGUACUACGAAUGCGUUGAAGGAGAGAAGGUUCGGAACUCCUGUGAAGAUGGAUUCCAAUUCAAUGCAACCACACAGGCCUGUGAAGACCCGGAAACUUCUGACUGUGAAUCAGGAUCUAAUUGUCAAGAGGCCGAAGAUAAAAUAUGCAAAGGGAACUGCAACGUGCCAUACUGGAGACACAAAGACGACUGCAGCAAAUUCUGGAGAUGUGCUCAUGAGAAGGCAGUUCUUGGACAAUGUGCUGAUGGACUUUCUUUCAAUGAAGAAACCCAAACUUGUGAUUAUGCUGCUAACGUAAAUUGCAACAAAGUAGUAUUCACGGCAUCUCAAGAUGACUUAGGAGAUUUCUUUACGUUGAUCAAAUACGCUUUAUCGCAUUUAUCCGAACAAAGAGAUAAUGUUCUGUAAAAACUUCUUACGGCCAAAGACACAAAUGAUUAAUUUCUAAGUUGACUGAAGAUACUGUAAGCUGAGGAAAGCUAACCGCAUAAGCUAAACAAAUUUGAAUAAGAAAAAUUUAAGAAGGAUCGCACAGCAUUUAUUUUGGUGAUUAAAUUAAUUUAUUACAAACAAAUAUAAUGAUAUUAUAAA
Molecule: messenger RNA, 3904 nt
Organism: Leptidea sinapis
Lineage: Eukaryota; Metazoa; Arthropoda; Insecta; Lepidoptera; Pieridae
Product: mucin-5AC-like
Exons: 12
Coding region: 74-3721 (1215 amino acids)
Cellular component (GO): extracellular region
Molecular function (GO): chitin binding
Source: RefSeq, a predicted model, not a curated record